GCCACCAUGACGCGCAAUGCGGACGCGCGCAUCUCACCACGGGAGCGCGCCGGAGCUGGCAGACGUUCUGCACGAGCUCAUGAGUUUAAUUUCAUAUUUCUGCUCCAGAAUGAACAAUUCCAGCGAAAAUGAACAUAACAGCACGGAUGAAGAAGUCAGGACUCUGUUUGUCAGCGGUUUGCCGCUGGACAUCAAGCCCAGAGAGCUUUACCUGUUAUUCAGGCCUUUUCAGGGUUAUGAAGGAUCCUUAAUCAGAUUCACCUCUAAACAGCCGGUGGGGUUUGUAAGUUUUGACAGUCGCUCAGAGGCGGAGGCUGCUAAGAUUGCCCUGAACGGAGUUCGCUUUGACCCUGAUAUUCCCCAGACUUUACGACUGGAGUUUGCCAAAGCCAAUACCAAGAUGGCCAAGAACAAACUAGUGGGAAUCCCAAACCCUCCUCCAUCCAGACAAAGUCCUGGACUGCCCUGUGUCAGCCGAGACCCAUAUGAGUUCACUGUUCCUGCGCUGUAUCCCAGCAGUCCUGAUGUGUGGGCAUCAUACCCGCUGUACCCCGCUGAACUGCCACCUGCUGCGUAUGCCUACAGUUCAUCACUGCACGCUCAGAUUCGCUGGCUGCCCUCUGCCGAUGCAACCAAUCAGGGCUGGAAGAGCCGACAGUUCUGUUGACGUAUAUAUCUUGAAAACCGUUUCAUGUUUGUCAGUCUGCAGGUGUGACGCGACACAGAUGAGUUCCUGAUCUUUUUCUGUCUUACUCUUCAUCAUCUCUCUUCUGCCAGAUACAGCUACAUCAGUCUGAAACUAGAACUGCUGCUGUGAACCAGGACAAUCAUGACCUCCACAAGAACAAACCUCGUCUCGCUCUCAUCUCGUCCUCUUCUCGUCCUUGUCUCAUUCUCAUCUCGUACUCUUCUCAUCUCGUCCUCAUCUCGUCCUCUUCUCGUCCUCGUCUCGCUCUCAUCUCGUCCUCUUCUCGUCCUUGUCUCAUUCUCAUCUCGUCCUCAUCUCGUCCUCUUCUCGUCCUCGUCUCACUCUCAUCUCGUCCUCUUCUCGUCCUCGUCUCUCAUCUCGUCCUCAUCUCAUCCUCUUCUCGUCCUCGUCUCACUCUCAUCUCAUCCUCUUCUCGUCCUCUUCUCGUCCUCGUCUCACUCUCAUCUCGUCCUCUUCUCGUCCUCGUCUCACUCUCAUCUCGUCCUCUUGUCUUUUCAUCUCGUCCUCAUCUCGUCCUCGUCUCACUCUCAUCUCGUCCUCGUCCCAUUUUCAUCUCGUCCUCAUCUCGUCCUCUUCUCGUCCUCGUCUCACUCUCAUCUCGUCCUCUUGUCUUUUCAUCUCGUCCUCAUCUCGUCCUCGUCUCACUCUCAUCUCGUCCUCUUGUCUUUUCAUCUCAUUCUCAUCUCGUCCUCUUCUCGUCCUCGUCUCACUCUCAUCUCGUCCUCUUCUCGUCCUCGUCUCUCAUCUCGUCCUCUUCUCGUCCUCUUCUCGUCCUCGUCUCACUCUCAUCUCGUCCUCUUCUCGUCCUCGUCUCACUCUCAUCUCGUCCUCUUCUCGUCCUCGUCUCACUCUCAUCUCGUCCUCUUGUCUUUUCAUCUCGUCCUCAUCUCGUCCUCGUCUCACUCUCAUCUCGUCCUCGUCUCAUUUUCAUCUCGUCCUCAUCUCGUCCUCUUCUCGUCCUCGUCUCACUCUCAUCUCGUCCUCUUGUCUUUUCAUCUCGUCCUCAUCUCGUCCUCGUCUCACUCUCAUCUCGUCCUCUUGUCUUUUCAUCUCAUUCUCAUCUCGUUCUCAUCUUCUCCUCCUAUUGCUUGUGAAAUUUAUGAUUCAUGAUUUAUAAUGUUGUUCUUAUUGGUUUAAUCAAUAAUCACUGUAAGUUAUGAUAGGUUGAUGCAUGACUUGCCAAAAAGUCAUUUCGAUAUUUAGACAUUUUUAGGUAUUAUAUUGAAUAUUCUUUUUAUUCCUAAGGAGCAAAUUAAGUAUUUUUAUAAUGAAUUAAGUGAAAUGUUUUUCAGUGCCAUUUUAAUGUAAUUGCUAUGUGUUGUUUCUUAUAUGUACAAGAAUGUUUUUAAUGGCUAUGAAUGUCUUAUUGAACUUUCAUUAGUGCUUAAAUCAUUAAAUAAUAAUAAUUAAAAAAAAACAGAUUAUGUGAGAAGUAUUUGAAAACAGUCUAAGAGACUUAUUUAAUGUCUAAAUAUAGUUGGAGAAACAUCGUCAAGCUCAAAUGUUCUAAUAAUAGAAACACUUUGUAUGUCCUUGAAGUAGACAAUCAAAAACAUUUACUGACACAGUUUUUCUGCAGGACAACAGGAAGAGCAGGCUGUUUGACAGGUGUGUGUGUGUGUGUGUGUGUGUGUGUGUGUGCGCGUGUGUGUGUGUGUGUGUGUGUGUGUGUGUGUGUGUGUGUGUGUGUGUACCUACUUAACCAUAUUUUGGGGACAAUUUUGUAUCCAGAAGUGAUCAAAACCUGACAAAAUCUCCAAAAACCUCAAUUUAGGGACGUCCUCAUUUGUAAAACUGGUUUAAAAUAAAGUAAAUAAAGGCUUUUUAAAAAUGUAAAAAUGCAGAAAGUUUUCUGUGAUGGGUAGGUUUAGGGGUAGGGGGAGAGAAUAAAAACCGUAUAAAAACCAUUACGCCUAUGGAGAGUCCCCAUUUAGAUAGCUAAGUGUGUGUGUGUGUGUGUGUGUGUGUGUGUGAGUAUAUUUCUUAAUGUGAAUUAAAAUGCAUGGAACUGAUUUUAAAAGCUGGAAGGUGAACUUUACAGUAGAUACAAAUUCUCUGGUUCUUUAAUUUGGCAAGAUUGACUUGCCUAAACAUCGCAUCACACAUUUUAUGUUCCUUUGUGAUUAUAUUUGUUAUUCCUGUGAUUCUGCACUAAUAUGGACAGCUUAAUGUUCAAACCAUUAAAACCACUUGAAGGCCAGCGGGAAACUGCAGCUCGAUCCGUCAAACAUGAACCAAUGCUGCCAUCUGCUGGUUCAUCACGUUUCACUCACACACACACACACACACACACACACACACACACACACACACACACACACACACUUUCUCAUUUGUGUUUUCUACCUCCCUGAUGUGUUUGCUGUUAGGGUCUGCAGGGGUGUUUGUUGUUGUAGUGGAAUAAGAUCUUGUGUGAAACUGGAAGGUUAUAGUUUCAGUUUCACAAGGCAUGUGAUUUAUCACCGUCUAGCAAAAAAGCUGCUUUGGGUUUUCAUCUCAGUGAAAACUAGCCAGAACAUUAAUUCAGUUACAGAUUAUUAAGGGUGUUUUAGUUUGGUUGAAAGUAUAUGAUAUGCUGAUAUUUGUUGUUAUCUAAUGUACUUUAACUAAUGCUGGUCUUUAUCUGAAUCAAAGUAACUAAAGCAAAUUAAAUGUCAAUAAAAUGUUCUUAAAAAUGAAAAU
Messenger RNA from Ctenopharyngodon idella (grass carp), 3391 nucleotides. RefSeq names its product RNA binding protein, mRNA processing factor (gene rbpms). The transcript has 9 exons. The record is from RefSeq and is a predicted model, not a curated record. Bases 17 to 667 code for a protein of 216 amino acids. Gene Ontology annotation, molecular function: mRNA binding. Lineage: Eukaryota; Metazoa; Chordata; Actinopteri; Cypriniformes; Xenocyprididae.